UUCCUCAUGUAUCAUCAUCAUCCCAUGGACUGACUUGUUUGUUGUCGAGCAAGAUGGAGUUCCUUCUGGGAAAUCCUUACAGUACCCCAGUGGGGCAUUGCAUUGAGAGAGCCACUGAUGGCUCUCUGCAAAACGAAGACUGGACCCUUAACAUGGAAAUAUGUGAUAUCAUUAAUGAAACAGAGGAUGGGCCAAAGGAUGCCAUUAGAGCAGUGAAGAAGAGGCUGAAUGGCAACAGGAACUACAGGGAAGUCAUGUUGGCUUUAACGGUCCUGGAGACGGGUGUGAAGAACUGCGGCCAUCGUUUUCAUGCGUUGGUCACUAGCAGGGACUUCAUUGAUGGUGUGCUCGUUAAAAUAAUCUCCCCUAAAAACAAUCCACCGACAAUCGUUCAAGAUAAAGUGCUCGCCCUGAUUCAGGCAUGGGCUGAUGCGUUCAGGAGCAGUCCGGACCUUACAGGCGUGGUCCAAAUCUAUGAGGAGCUAAAGAGGAAAGGCAUCGAGUUCCCCAUGUCAGAACUGGAGACCCUGUCACCUAUACGCACACCUCAGCGGUUGGCAUCAGCUCCAGAGGGCGACUCCACCUUACAAAAGUUCAGCACCCCUCCCCAGCCCCCACCACAGGCUGCUUUCCCACCACAAGCUGCUUUCCCACCACAGGCUGCUUUCCCACCACAGGCUGCUUUCCCACCAGCCUACACCACCCCUCAGGUCCCCGACAUUCAUGCCUCUGGAUCCAUCAACCCUACACCUGAUCAGAUUUGCCGGCUGCGCAGCGAGCUGGACGUUGUGCGUGGCAACACGAAGGUGAUGUCAGAGAUGUUGACUGAGAUGGUCCCGGGACAGGAGGAUGCUUCAGACUAUGAGUUGUUACAGGAGCUGAACAGGACUUGUAGAUCCAUGCAGCAGAGGAUAAUGGAGCUCAUCUCCUGUGUUUCCAGUGAGGCAGUGACUGAGGAGCUGCUGCAUGUCAACGAUGACCUCAAUAACAUUUUCCUUCGCUACGAAAGGUACGAGAGGUUUAGGUCUGGAAGGUCCUCGGCUCAGAGUGUCAACAAUGGGGUCCUGAGCGAGGCUACGGAGGACAACCUCAUAGACCUCGGCCCGGGAUCCCCAGCGGUGGUCAGCAACAUACCCAACGCAGCCCCAACCGGCUUGCCCCCCUCCAUCACAGCCCCCGCGGGAAGGCCCUCCUCCCCGGCCACCUUGGCCUCCCGCCUGGCCGUCCUCGACGUGGGCGCUGACAGUGUGAGCAGCACCCUGAGCUCCCUGUCGAGCUGUAAGCCUCCGCCGGGUCAGGAUGACUUUGAUGUGUUUGCUCAGACGAGGACCGGCGCUCUGCCUGAACCGCGCAACACUCUCAGCUCUGCGGCGGAGGACGGGAACGCCUCCGACGACCUUCCUCCAACUCUGGAUGUCCAACAGCCGACGGCAGGAGCGGGAGUCGGAGGUCAGUCCUCUGUCAUGGAUGACAUAGAGGAGUGGCUGUGUACUGAUGUGAAAGGGGAUGAAGGUGAAGAAGGCGUGACCAGUGAAGAGUUCGACAAGUUCCUCGAGGAGAGAGCCAAAGCUGCGGAGAUGGUCCCCGGCCUGCCGUCGCCCCCUAGUGGCGAGCCGGGCCGCAGUGCAUGGAACGCCCAGCCGCAAGAAGCCAGAGAGGCCGGAGGACGCUUUGUUCGCCAUGUAGACCGUCCAUCGUUUAGACCUGAUCUCCAGCCGAGCAGCAUCGCCCGAGGACAGCCUGACCCGACACUAAAACACACCCGCCUCCGUUCUGAUUCAACACUACGCCGUUACACAGCAGAGAUUUCUACGUGCUCUCCUUCUAAAAAAAAAAAAAAAAAAAAAAAAAAAGGGAAUCGUUCAUGUGCUCCGUUAAAUCCUCACAAGAAAGAGAAAAGCAAACACAUGGCCUGUUCUGAUGCGACGAUGGAUCUCACCCACACGAUGUCAGAGACUACGAGGCAGCCCGCUUCCUCCUCCUCCUCCUCACGUGUGACGAAUCUCCCGCCGCCUGCUGUGGACCGCAGAGCUUCAUGCUGCAGCUCAUCCUACAAAUAGUUUUAUAAAAGAGUUCUGCCGUCGACGCAUGCAUUACCACCACCGAACGUGAUCAUUUAAGUUGUUACCAUUAUAGAACCCCCCCCACCCCCCAGCAGUGACGUUAUGCUGAGCAUACCUCCCAGGAGAUUGUUUUGCUGUUUGUAUCUUCGCAAGUCAGUCCGAGUUGUAAAUCUGUAAAUGACAAAUGUCAAGUUUAUUAGUCGUGUGUAUAUUGAAGCUACAGAUGUUAUGAGAUUUAAUGUAGAGAAGGGUUUAUCUUCCAGCUGCUCUGAUAGGGGGGGUCAGCUCACGGGGGUCAGCUCUCUCACACGAUGAGGGAAUAGUAUACAUUUGAUAAUAUACCAAACUAAUUUAAAAGGAAGGAGAAGGGAAUGUAGUGUUUUCUGAUGGGCAUAAUGGCGCACCACACCGACAGAUGUGUCCUUCCCCCUCCUCUCAAGUCACAUGUUGUUGUUCCUGUUCGACGAACCUCAGUUGUUGUUAUUGAGAUUAUUUUGCAGAGAUUUUAUUCACCUGAAGCUGCUGUUUGAAUAUCUUGCAGGUAGAUAAUUCCAUCUGCCGGGAAAAAGAAAAAAAAUGGCGUCUAAUUAUCCUCGUUUUAUGAAAUCAUCUUUUUUGCUGAUACUGUCGCACGACGCCACUGACUGACGACACGCUGUCAGCUGUGACUUUAAGUAUUUAAAGGAUCAACAUUGUGCUUUUUCUUCUUCUUGGAUAAUUAUCUUUACACAUAAUCUACUCUUUGAGUCAGAAGUUUAAUCUCCAGGGUCGUAAUGAGAAUUCAAUAUCGCACCACGGGAGCCGUUUGCACAUCAUCGUUGUGCGUCGCCUCCUUUAUUUCUCCACGCCGACAUCCUUAAAAAGGCCUGACCUUUCACCGUGACAUUUGUUUUCAGAAAACGAGCCGGCUGCAGACGUCGUGCUUCAAAUGAGACAUUUUGCUCUCUCGACACUAUUAAACGCAACAUGUUACACAAUCACGACAAGCGUAGGAACAAGCGUGCACUUUGGCAGGCGCAUUACCUUUUCAACCUGUGCGUCAGAUAACCACGUUAUUAUAAUUAAUGAGUUGUUCCGAAGUGUAGAAAUAAUUUAUUCAGCACUGUUUUUUCUUUGUUUUCAGUAUUUUAAAUCAUUUUAAUUGUGCAAAAGAAAAAUGGGGAGAAAUUGUCAUAAUGGCGUUUUUGGGUGUUUCUGUUGCUUGAGUUCAGAUUUGUUUGUUUUUGUACGUUGCUGCUGGCUAAUGUUUCAUGCUUAUGUUUAUUAUGUGGAUGUUCUGUUUGUCCAUAUGGUCAAAAUAUGGACGUAUAUAAAAAAAAAAAAAGGCACUCCAUGGGGAAUCACAUUUAUCUUCAUGAAGGAUAUUUUUAAUAGCUUCACUCAAUCCUGUCAGUCGAAGCGUCAACAUUGCACAUUUUGAAAGGGAAUCCUUCUUCCUCCGUGUGUGUGUGUGUGUGUGUGUGUGUGUGUGUGUGUGAGCUGUUCUGAAACGCAGAAACAUUUUAUCUCAGUUGAUUUGAAGAAAGAAAAAAAAGCAGCCUCCACAUGUGUGUUUUAAAGAAUACAUGUGGUUUGAUAGCGCCCAGGUUCAGCCUGCUUUAUAUCGGUGUGAGCUCGUCGGUGAUUUGUAACUGAAUCUCAAACCCAAGACUUUGCCAGAGUCGUCUGAGACCAGGGGAACACAACGUUUCUUUGUGUGUCACUGGACGAUGUGAAAGAGAUGCUGAGGGGAGGCCGUGCUGUGCGACUGCUACUUUCCUGAGUUGCCUCAUCGCUGGUUUCUUUGUGUUGUUUGACUCCUGCAUGAACUCUAAUAAAACAUUAGCAGUG
This is a messenger RNA of Cottoperca gobio, 3893 nucleotides long. RefSeq names its product target of myb1 like 2 membrane trafficking protein b (gene tom1l2b). Lineage: Eukaryota; Metazoa; Chordata; Actinopteri; Perciformes; Bovichtidae. Gene Ontology annotation, cellular component: endosome; membrane. Bases 54 to 2060 code for a protein of 668 amino acids. Gene Ontology annotation, biological process: signal transduction. Gene Ontology annotation, molecular function: clathrin binding; phosphatidylinositol binding; ubiquitin binding. The record is from RefSeq and is a predicted model, not a curated record. The transcript has 15 exons.